Messenger RNA from Oncorhynchus gorbuscha (pink salmon), 630 nucleotides. RefSeq names its product kallikrein-4-like. Bases 166 to 594 code for a protein of 142 amino acids. The transcript is spliced from 4 exons. NCBI's taxonomy places the organism in Eukaryota, Metazoa, Chordata, Actinopteri, Salmoniformes, Salmonidae. Gene Ontology annotation, biological process: proteolysis. Gene Ontology annotation, molecular function: serine-type endopeptidase activity. The record is from RefSeq and is a predicted model, not a curated record.
ACAAGUCUUUAUGAGGGGUUUCGUUUCUCUGUUCAUUUUGCUCUUGGCUGUACAAUAACAGCGAUACUGGGUGCACAUCCAGGUGGAACACCUAAACCAGAAGAGGUCCAGAUUCCUGAAGAAAACAUACGACGUUAUAUAGAAAGACAAGUCACUCAUGACAUCAUGCUACUGAAGCUGCCUAAGGCAUACCCUCAGUUCACUACCAUUCAGCUUCCUCCUUCUACAUGCCAGACACCUGAGUUGAAGGAGAAUGUGAGAAUUGCAGGCUGGAGUUACACAGAAGAUGGUAGAAAGCCAGAGAAACUACAGUGUUCAAAAUCAGGAGACCUCCAAGUCACUGCGUGUUACCCCACAGAAGAUGCUCAAACCAAAAUUCAAAUGCGAUUCUGCGCAGCAGCUCCAGGGAAGAUGGACGCCUGCCAUGGGGACUCUGGAGGAAGUCUGAUGAACACAGAAGGCCUCCUGUAUGGUGUGACCUCACGGGCUAGUAAAACAGAGUGUAAAGUUAUAAUCAACUUCAUGGAUGUAUGCAAGUACCGAGGAUGGAUAAUGGAAGAAAUCAAUAAAGAUAAUUCAUUGAAUAGUGAGUAAACAAAUGAUGUACUCCAAAUAAAAGGUGUUCUCAGA